AAAAGAACGAAGAAGAAGAUCAAAACAAAAAAAGUAAACAAACAAACAAACAAAAAAAAAAAAAAAAAUGAAUGAAACAGCAAGUCAUGCCGAUUUCAGCAAUAGAUCUAUGUGCAAAUUGGUAAAGGAUGUGGACUUCCCAACGUCUAGCAAUGACGGUGAUGCAACGUCCCCACGACGUUCCCAACGUCUAGCAAUGACGGUGAUGUGGGCCGCGCUCCAUGUACCAACUUUAUCGUUUGAGCUGCGGAUCGGAUCGUUUGGUCCUUCUGGUGGCUCUCCAUUGAACUUGCCUUUGACGUUGCAAUUCUCGAUACUUCUCAAUGUGGCCUUGCAUUGAAUCUGACAAUUGAAAUCGCAGAAAGAAAGCUCCAUGUUCAGUCGAUUAUCUUUCUUUGCAGGCAGCCAUGCAGCACCCUCUCGAGGCGAGCUUGCCGUACGACGAGUACGAUUUCUGGAUUGCCGAAACCCUCGCUGAAGAUGACUAUCGUUGCCACACAUACAGCCCCGACGAGAGUGCCCAAGUGGACGACGUCUGGGUGAAGCUCAUGAAGCAGCUGCAGGACAACGCCGAGACGAGUGCUGUUGACAAGAUUCGUCAACUCUUGCAACGAGGCAUUGCACGCCAUCGACGUGGCGGUCUGUGGAGCUUGCUUCUGGGAACGCGGUUUAUCCGCGCCAACAGCGAAUACGAUUACAAGGUCAAUCGCGAAGCUGUGCAAGUCCAACGCGAAAUUUUCGAGCAACGUGAGGACGAGCUACGCCAGCACUACCAACAACAGGCUAAGAAUGCUGCCCUGUGUCAGUCACAGCUGGAAGCGGCACUUGCCAAGGCGUUGAGCACCGACGAAACAACUGCAUCGCCUGACUCGAGCAGCGAGAAAAAGAAUGCUGCCCCACUGGUGUGCAAAGAUGUGCCGUUGCAUUCGCUGCCAAAGAUGAUGGCGCACAAUCGUCCGCGCAAAACCCAUGCAACUCAUAUCCUGGACAUGGAUAUCGAUGAGAUUGCCGCUCUCGAAUCGCCCGGAACGGCAGCAGCCACUGCGAAAAAACAGGAGCAGUUCGCCGCUGCUCUUCGCCAGAUCAAGCUCGACUUGGAUCGAACCUUCCCGACUCACCGCAUGUUCUCUGGUUCGGAUCUGACUGGUCGAUCCAUGAUGUUCAACGUGCUGGCACAGUAUGCCAAGUACAAUCCGACAGUUGGGUAUUGCCAAGGCAUGUCAUCGAUUGCUGCAAUGCUGCUGAUGCACCUCGACGAGGAAUCCACCUUCUGGGCCUUGGUGUCAAUCUUUGAGCGUCCCAAGUACCUGAGCGGCUACUAUGACACGUCGCUCCAUCGUAUUCAGCACCACGCUGACGUGUUUAACAAAAUCUUGUCGAUCAAGUUCCCGGCGUUGUCCACCCACCUUGAAAAUCUUGGGAUUCACCCGCUCAUGUACACCGUGCCCUGGUUUAUGUGCAUGUUUACGUCCUUGCCCUGCUGGGACACAGUUCUCGCCAUCUGGGACAUGUUGAUGCUGGAAGGCGUGGUGACCAUCUUCCGAGUGGCCAUCUGCUUGAUGGACGUCUGCAAAGAGGAGCUGCUGGCGAUGGACGGCGUUGAGCAAAUUCUGCCUUACUUGCAGCAUCCCCCAGUGAACAGGGUCAUGCGAAAUGUGUUUGUUCCCAAGCUUCUUGAGUGCGACAUUUCCAAGGCCCACAUCGACGCCGCAGAAGGGCUGCUCAAGGCAGAGAGCGCACCUGUUGCCGUCGAGGCCGUCGCCCAGGACUCGCUGCCAGAGUCCACCAAGCCCGUCAAUGACGAGAAUGAAAGCAGCAACGGUGCAAUCAAGGGAUCCUUGGUCAAGGCGACUGACUCUGGCGCUGUGCCGAAAGCUUCCCGAUUCAAGCGGCUGCUGUCAAACAUGGCGACCUCCAAGGCAAAGGCAGCCAUAUCGCGCUCUAUCUCGAGCUCGGCGUUGAAGGAUGCCUCCAAUCGGGUACCAAGCAACCUUCGCGCGCGGCUGUCGCGGAACAACCCCCGUUCGCAACCGAAACUGUCGGUCGAGCCGAGCGCAUCGAGCAUGGAGGAAGCGACCUGCGGUUCCAAUUCCGCUUUGCCGCAGGGCGAGGCCGCUAACUACCACCCGCUCCUCAUUGAGAACGACGAGGAAGGUGCUGGCGAUCGGAGCUUCCUCGAUGCCAGCUUUGUGUCUCUGCGCUCAACUUCGUCCCCGACUCGUUCGGUCCCUCGGUUUAAUGGCAACAUGAGCAUGAUUGUUUCCAGCGGUGGCAUGGACCUGGAUGACGAUGAAGUUUGCCAACCAGUCCAAGCAUUGCCGGAAGUGCAGGAUUUGAACAUGAGCGUCGAUUCUGCGCUCUUCUUUGCCUCUCGCAACAAAGCGCACGGCUAUGGUGCUGCGGGAGCGACAGCUCGUUCACGCCAAGUGCGCAUUACCUCUCCUGUGUCUGGUUCCUACGUUCGCAGUGGAUGGGGAGAUCGCACCUUGCCCAUGGUCUCGCCAAUGGCCACGCCGUCCAGCCGCAAGCUGGUGAAGGGCUCGCCGAGUCAAAUGCUCUCCUUCCGAGAGUUCAACACGACCACCCCAUUGCGCCAAACCCAGACCAAGCAGCUCAAGCCGUUCACUGGCGCAAAGAAACGCGAACUGGCAACUGCAGUCACUCCUGGUGCCCACAGCUCACUGCGAGCCGCUCCUUCCGCAAACACCGGACAGAGCCACAUCAAGCCUUCUCGACCAUUGGCAGCUGUUCCCAUCCGACAAAUCCACAUCCCCAACUCAAUGUUGUCAUCAUCGUCUAGCCCCGCUGCGUCGCCCUUCCUGGUCCGCGGCCAAUUGCUGCGAUCAGCCGCCCGCAACAACGCCGCGGGAAAGGGGGCAUCGCCAGGCGCCUUCUCUCCUUCGUCUCGCAAGGUUCGAGUCAAUGCCACCCAAUCUCCACAUUCUGAAGCCAAGCGGCGCUUUGCGUCUCCCGGAGCGUUUUCGUUGAAUUCUCCUGGAGGCCGUUCGCUGGACUCUCUCGGUGCCAUGACGCCCGAGGUGUCCAUGUCGCCGGAUGUGGAGCUGUGCGAGAUGACUCCAGUGGUCAUGUCGCGGUCUCGCGCUGCGGCAUGCACUCAAAACAUUUUCUUGGAUAUGGAUUAAUGCAGUAAAAGGUCUCCACACGGAGAGAGUUGACGUGAAAGCCAAAGUGAGCGAAGGGGGGGGGAUGAAGAGAGGUGUAUCUAUUUGUUUGAAUUCUUGUGAGUAUGUGUGAUGAUUGUUGAUUGUGUUCGCGACGUCGAAAUAUAGUAUUGUUGUCAUCUGU
Messenger RNA from Capsaspora owczarzaki ATCC 30864, 3306 nucleotides. RefSeq names its product gh regulated tbc protein-1. The record is from RefSeq and is a predicted model, not a curated record. The transcript is spliced from 9 exons. Bases 408 to 3143 code for a protein of 911 amino acids. NCBI's taxonomy places the organism in Eukaryota, Filasterea, Ministeriida, Capsasporidae.